Molecule: messenger RNA, 348 nt
Organism: Leptosia nina
Lineage: Eukaryota; Metazoa; Arthropoda; Insecta; Lepidoptera; Pieridae
Source: the annotation of a GenBank genome assembly
AUGUCUUUUCCUAAAGUUUUACUUACUGUAGGAUUUAUAUCACUAUUCCAUUCGGCAUUUUCGGCAGCCCAGCAUCGCUCAUAUCUACGAAUAACCUCGCAGGAGUUUACGACAUUACCUCUCGAUAUUGUAAUUCAAGCAGUUGGAAGCCUCUUUGCAGUCAUGUGGGGAGUGAUGUGCAUCGCUGGCAACUUGAGGGAAAUACAAGCUGCGGCAGAGUUAAAUAAUAUUGCCUGGGAGACCCAAAUGAAUGUUCCGUCAUUCUACAUGUUUAAUCAUAGGCUAAGAGCUAUGGAGUCUAGCUACAUACCAACAUCCGGAAAAGGAGAUUUAGAAAACUUAGAAUAG